AGGCAUGACAAAGCAAAUCUCAACAGCUGUGUCCGACGCAGUCCUCUCGCUUACUUGUCUCGUGGCAAGUUAUGACAUCUUCGUGAAAAAGGAAAAUGUUUUCCUGAUCUACGGAUUCAUAUUAGCAGGCCUGGCUGCUUUUGCUGGUGUAGCACGAUUUAGUGGUUGUGACUCUGUCAAGGACAUUCACACUACUCUGUCUCUUCACGGUGGAGCAGUGGGUUUUCCCUGGAUGCUUCUCCUUUUUGCUUCCAUUCAACUCAACCAAGGAGCCAAGCUAUCUCUUGUUUCACCUGGCUGGGAUAUCUUAAUUAUUCUUGGAAUGCAUGUUUGUACCACACAGUACGAGAAUACCCGGAAGAUGUUGGUUCCUGCCACACUUCUUGGGCUCACAUACUCUGCAAUCAUCAACAGCAACCAAAACUACCUCAUGGCUAGUGGGCUACUCUUGCUCUCUGGACUUUUUGGAGUAACAGGAAAGAUAGGGCCGGUGUAUCGCAUUGAUCUGUUUCACUAUGCACUGUCUGGUGCUGUCUACGCUCUCCGCUCUGGACUUUUAUCUACAGUCUGAGAUAAUUGAAGAUAAAAUGCUGCUGUGCUGUACUUUGAUUGACAGUAUAACUGAUACCAGCAAAAGAUUCGAAUUCUAUGUGUUCAGACUUGAUUAUUUUGUUUGUGUUUAUGAUUCGCUGGAAUUUAUGUUUAAAGUUGCUGCACUUUAUAUUAUUUUAUAAUAUUUGAUUUCCAAUUGUAAUCACUCAUCUAAGCUAUGUAUGAUUGCAGUAAACUUUUUUAUCGUGUAAUACGGAGUGAUCACACUCUUCACUGUUGAGCAUUAUACAUAAUAAUAAUUCAAACCCGGACCCAACGGAUUUCUAGUUUUAUGCUUUGUUCAGUGAAGUAUGGUCUACAUUAAUUCUAUGAAUCUAUGAAUAAAGAAUCGUUUUUCAGUAAUUAUUUCUGUACAUCUUAUUUGUUCACAAAAUUGAAUAAUUUUAAAAA
Molecule: messenger RNA, 1002 nt
Organism: Bolinopsis microptera
Lineage: Eukaryota; Metazoa; Ctenophora; Tentaculata; Lobata; Bolinopsidae
Exons: 4
Coding region: 5-571 (188 amino acids)
Source: RefSeq, a predicted model, not a curated record